Messenger RNA from Protopterus annectens (West African lungfish), 1000 nucleotides. RefSeq names its product cadherin-related family member 2-like. The transcript is spliced from 4 exons. The record is from RefSeq and is a predicted model, not a curated record. The coding region runs from base 17 to 397 and encodes 126 amino acids. Lineage: Eukaryota; Metazoa; Chordata; Ceratodontiformes; Protopteridae.
GAAAAAACUGAAGUCAAUGAGUGCUAUGAAGACAGCUAAAGAAAUGAAUGUGAAACAACUGACUUCCGCACAAGUUGUACCUGGAACAAAUAUAUACACCACCACUGGAGCUAACCCAAUGUUGGACAUGAAUAUUGACCUCAGUACAGAUCUGGGAUAUGAAGAAGAAUCCAAUACUGAUGAUCGUACAAGCCUAAACUCGCUGGAUGAAAAUAAUCUUGAUAUGACAGAAAAACCUCAGAAAACAUCUUCUAACAUGAUAUUGGAUAUGAACAUCAGAUCAGACAAUGAUGAGGAACCUCUAACUGCAGCAUUAGCAGAACGUGACAAAAAUAAAAAGCCAGAAGAAAGUGACCAUGUGUUGAUAAAUCCCGCCUUCAAUACCACUGAUCUCUAAUCCACAAGCAUUGACUGAACAGUUAUUACAUACAGGAUACUAUAAUACAUCGAAUGCACCAAUCUAAGCCCAUCUUUCUCAAACACUUUUCUGCCAGUACAGAGGUGUUAUUUAUAAGUAAUUAUGUUUAUUUAUGUUUACUUCUGAAAACAGUAUAGAGCCAGAAAAUCUUUUGUCUAAUUUUUACAAUAACUGGUGUAUACUUGGUGAUAUAAAAAGUUGACUUAUUUAGCAUGUGUAUAUUUUAAAGAUUGAGAAUCCUCCCAAUCAUAUGGUGCACUAACAUUUCAUUUAUAUGUCAGAUGUUUUUAGUAAAAACCUUUGUUUAAUAUUUGCUUUCUUGAAUGUCAACCUUUCAAAGCACUUUUGUUUUAAAGCACUAUAAUGAAAUACAUCAGUAAAUAGGAAAAACAUGUUUUCCAUGUAACAUUGUGAUAAAGCACUAUAAUGAAAUACAUCAGUAAAUAGGAAAAACAUGUUUUCCAUGUAACAUUGUGAUAAAGCACUAUAAUGAAAUACAUCAGUAAAUAAGAAAAACAUGUUUUCCAUGUAACAUUAAAAUAAACAUUGAGUUUAUUUGCUGCUCUCAUUAUAAUCUCAUAA